Molecule: messenger RNA, 3763 nt
Organism: Drosophila montana
Lineage: Eukaryota; Metazoa; Arthropoda; Insecta; Diptera; Drosophilidae
Exons: 10
Coding region: 102-3734 (1210 amino acids)
Molecular function (GO): serine hydrolase activity
Source: RefSeq, a predicted model, not a curated record
UUCAGUUUAGCGCUGGCGCGUUACAGUCCAAGCGAUCGGUGGAAAUACAAAAAGAGCCCAUAGUUAUAUAGUUCGUAUAUGGUUGAUUGUCUAUUCUAAAGAUGAACAAAAAUAUUGGCUUUGUGGAGCGCAUACGCUGGCGUUUCAAAACCUUUGAGCAUAAAAUCCAACAAUAUCGCCAGACCACAAACGAAUCGGUUAUAGCCGACACCGAAUAUGGCAAAGUGCGGGGCGUAAAGCGUUUGUCCAUCUACGAUGUGCCCUAUUUUAGCUUUGAGGGGAUACCCUAUGCCCAGCCACCGGUUGGGGAGCUGCGUUUUCGUGCACCGCAACGACCCACACCCUGGGAGGGCGUCAGGGACUGUACGCAGCCCAGGGAGAAGGCGGUGCAGGUGAACUUCAUCUACGACAAGGUCGAAGGCGCCGAGGAUUGCCUCUAUCUGAAUGUCUAUACGAAUAAUGUAAGUCCUGCCAAAGCACGUCCUGUUCUGGUCUGGAUACAUGGCGGUGGCUUCAUCUUGGGCGAGGCCAAUCGCGAUUGGCACGGUCCGGACUAUUUUAUUAAGGAGGAUGUCGUCCUGGUUACCAUACAAUAUCGCUUGGGUGCCCUGGGCUUUCUCAGCCUGAAGACGCCCGGCCUGAAUGUGCCCGGCAAUGCGGGUCUUAAGGAUCAGGUGCUGGCACUUAAAUGGAUUAAGAACAACUGCGCCAGUUUUGGCGGCGAUCCGGAUUGCAUAACGGUCUUUGGCGAAAGCGCCGGAGCUGCGUCCACACACUACAUGAUGCUCACCGAGCAGACGCAAGGCCUCUUUCAUCGCGGCAUCCUGCAGUCGGGCAGCGCCAUCGCACCUUGGGCCUUUAAUGGGGACAUCACGCAUCGCGCCUUCACCAUUGCCAAGCUGGCCGGCUACAAGGGCGAGAACAAUGAGAAGGAUGUGCUGCAAUUUCUGCAAACAGCCCCAGCCAGGGAUUUGAUACGCGUAGAGGAGCAGGUACUGACGCCGGAGGAGCAUGCCCAAAAGGUGAUGUUCCCCUUUGGACCUGCUCUGGAGCCAUAUGCAACGCCCGAGUGUGUGCUACCCAAGCAUCCGCGUGACAUGAUGAAGAACGCUUGGAGCAACUCGAUACCCAUGAUGAUCGGCAACACCUCCUUUGAGGGGCUGCUCUGGGUGCCAGAGAUCAAAAUGAUGCCACAGGUGGUGCAGCAACUGGAAGAAGGCACAGCCUUCGUGCCGCGUGAGCUAGCAGAGCUCGACAGCGAGAAGAUUAGCAAUUGGGCUCUAAAGAUACGCGGUGCCCAUGUAACUGGCGAGAAGGCCACACCAGAUAACUACUUGGAUCUGUGUUCCAUGGUCUACUUUAUCUUUCCUGCUCUGCGCGUGGUGCGCUCUCGACAUGCUCACGCCGCCGGCUCGCCCGUUUACUUCUAUCGCUACGAUUUUGACUCGGAGGAGCUAAUAUCCCCCUAUCGGAUAAUGCGUUUUGGGCGUGGCGUGAAGGGCGUCAGUCAUGCGGAUGAAUUGACCUAUCAGUUCACCAGUGUACUGGCACGCCGCAUGCCCAAGGAGAGUCGCGAGUACCGCAACAUUGUGCGCACGGUGGGCAUCUGGACGCAGUUUGCGAGAAGUGGUAAUCCCUAUAGCUCCGAGAUCAACGGCAUGGAUAUGAUUACAUGGGAUCCAGUACGCAAAAGCGACGAGAGUAUAAAGUGCCUCAAUAUUAGCGAUGAGCUGAAAUUUGUGGAGCUGCCCGAGUGGUCCAAAGUAAAGAUCUGGGAGAGUCUCUUCGAUGAUAACAGGGAGCUGUUAUUUCUUAUAUGCUUGCCACUUGAAACAAUUUGGCCUUGUCGUGCUGAUAUUUACUGUGAUUUCAGGCAACUUUUGCGAAUUGUUUUUUUUUUAUUGGCCAGCAGCAAGGAAUCAAAUUGUGCUACGUUUUGUGGUGGUGCGAAAACACAGACCGACAUGUCAUUCGAUAUUGCCAUCGCAGAUCAGAUGCGCAUUGCAUUAAACUAUGUCAAGUUCAAGACAAAGCAGCAGCGUUUGCGGAGCAACGAUAAGGUUAUUGCGGAUACGAUUUACGGCAAGGUGAAGGGGGUGAAGUGGCGUUCGAUCUAUGGCAACAACUACUGCAGCUUCGAGGGCAUACCCUUUGCCAAGCCCCCUGUGGGGGAGUUGCGCUUUAAGGCGCCCGUCGAGCCGGAUCGCUGGACGGAGGUGAAGCGUUGCACACGGGAGCGCACAAAGCCCUGCCAGGUGAAUCUGGUGCUGAAGCAGGUGCAGGGCAGCGAGGAUUGCCUGUACCUGAAUGUAUAUACCAGAGAGCUGCAUCCACAAAAGCCGCUGCCCGUGCUCGUCUGGAUCUAUGGCGGCGGCUUUCAAAUGGGCGAAGCCUCGCGAGAUCUCUACAGUCCCGAUUACUUUAUGAUGGAGCAUGUGGUGCUGGUGACCAUCGCCUAUCGCCUGGGCGUGCUGGGCUUUCUUACACUCGACGACGAGCAGCUGGAUGUGCCCGGCAAUGCGGGCCUCAAGGAUCAGGUGAUGGCUCUGCGCUGGGUCAAGCGCAAUUGCCACUUUUUUGGCGGCGAUCCGGAUAACAUAACUGUCUUUGGCGAGAGCGCUGGCGGCGCCUCCACGCACUACAUGAUGCUCACCGAGCAGACGCGGAAUCUCUUUCACAAGGCUGUGCUCAUGUCGGGCUCAGCGCUGUCGCCCUGGUCCAUAACGCCCAAACAUAACUGGGCAUGUCGCCUGGCUCAGGCCACGGGCUUAACGGGUGAGCCGAAUGACCGGGAGAUUCUCAACCAUUUGCGACACUGCAAGGCGAGCAGCAUGCUGCGCAUGGCCGAGGAUAUUAUCACCAUGGAGGAGCGGCAUCAGCGCAAGGUAAUGUUCUCCUUUGCGCCCACCGUAGAGCCAUAUGAGUCGGAGCAUUGUGUGAUACCCAAGCCGCCGCUGGAGAUGAUGCGCAACUGCUGGGGCAACGAUAUACCACUCGUGGUGGGUGGCAACUCCUUUGAGGGGCUGCUCGUCUUUCCCGAGGUGCGCAAAUGGCCGGAGCUGCUGUGCGAACUCGGCGACUGUGAGUAUCUGUCGCCCGAGGAUGCCGGCCUGGAUGCGGAUCAGCGACGCGCCUUUGGCAAGCAGCUAAAGUCCACGUAUUUUGGAGACAAACAGCCCAGUCAGAAGACAAUACUCGAAUACAGUGAUCUCUGCUCGUAUAAAUAUUUCUGGCAUGGCAUACAUCGGACGCUGCUGUCGAGGAGCCUGCACGCGCCCAGGUCGCCCACAUAUCUGUAUCGGUUCGAUUUCGACUCGAAGCAUUUCAACAUAAUGCGAAUUAUUACCUGUGGCCGCAAGGUGCGCGGCACGUGCCACGCCGAUGAUUUAUCGUAUUUGUUUUACAAUGCGGCAGCCAAAAAGCUGAAGCGCCGCACGGCCGAGUUCAAGACGAUUAGACGUCUGGUGUCCAUGCUGGUGCAGUUUGCCGCCACCGGCGAUCCCAGCAUACCCCUCGUCACGCACGAGGAGCCCAAUGGGGAGGCGGCCCAGUCGCAGUCGCAGUCGCAGUCACAGUCGCAGUUACAGUCACAGGUCUGGCUGCCCAUAUCGCGGCAGGAUGCGGUAUUCAAGUGCUUGAAUAUUUCACAUGAUGUGCAGGUGAUUGAUUUGCCCGAGGCCGACAAGCUGCGGCUCUGGGACAGCAUGUACGCCGACAAGCAACUAUUGUACUAGACAUAUGGCUGCAGCCAUCCCCCCCCCCC